UUGGUGGGGCUGGUUAUCCUCGGCUUCGCAGUAUACGCCUACAUAGAGCCGGUGGCGCAAGAGUUAAUAGAAGUGUCGAACCGCCGCACCAUCGCUACUGUUGUGUUAUUCGUCCUAAUGGGCAUCGGCUCUUUGACCUUAAUUGUGGCCCUCUUCGGUUGCUGUGGUGCCUACCACGAGUCCCCUUGCCUCCUCGCCACCUACUUCAUCUUCCUCAUCAUCAUCUUUGCAAUACAGCUCUCCGGUGCCGCUGCUGGCUACUUUUACAAGGAAAAAAUCUUCGAGAAUACUGAACAGAGGAUGAGGGAGGGCGUAUUUGAGCACAUGAAACCCAUCCCUACCAUGAACAGACAACCUGUACUUAUGAAUGCUGUGCAGAAAGUAUUUGAAUGCUGUGGGGUGCGAGGGCCGAGCGACUACAACGGCAAAAUACCCAUGUCCUGCUGCAUUGCGUCGAGGAGCUCAUGCAAUUCCGCAGAAUUCAGAGAUGACGAAAUCUACACCACGGGCUGCAUCGACAAGUACAAGGAGGCUGCUAUUUCAUUCUUGCAGAUUCUUUUCCUCGUUGUCUUUGCGAUAUCCUUUUUUGAGAUAUUCGGUCUACUCUUCUCUAUAAUAAUGUGCUGCAUUGUGCGAAAGUAUACUGCUGACUACUACGAGGUCGACUAUGCGCCCACAUCAUAA
This is a messenger RNA of Mesocestoides corti, 684 nucleotides long. The record is from the annotation of a GenBank genome assembly. Lineage: Eukaryota; Metazoa; Platyhelminthes; Cestoda; Cyclophyllidea; Mesocestoididae.